UUUACUAAAGCCGAAAGUUUUUCUUGGUUUGUUGUCAUCGUAGCAGAAUUAUUGGUUACAUUUAUCCUUAAUUUGAUCACCAUUAUUGUAUUUGCGAAGCAGCGCCAACUACAGCGCAAGAGCACAUAUCUGAUCAUCCAUCUGGCCAUAGUUGAUCUCUUGGUCGGAGCAGUCUCUGGGCCUCUGUGUUUGACUCCUCCAUUAACAAACGUUUCCUUAGAAUAUCUUCGAAGUAUGCUGUGCAGGUUGUUUCCUAUAGCAUCUGCAACUACACUUACUGCAAUUUCUCUGGAGAGACUACAUGUUACAUUUUGUCCAUUUCGACAUCUCACCGUCAAAAAGCGUGCUUACGUCGAAACAAUCGUUGUUAUUUGGGUGAUAUCCAUCUCCUUGGAAAUAAUUCAAACUUUUGCGAUGCAAAGAAAUCUGGUUUCUAUCAGUGUAAUCGUGUAUUUCUCUUAUUUUUCAAGUGUCAUUAUAAUUAUUUCAGUCUCGUAUUUUUCGAUAUGUAUAAAAGUUCGACGUAGUCGGCAUCUUCUACACGAGUCUAUGGCCAUCAGAAACAGAGAAAAGAGACUCACAACUUCCUUAAUCAUUGUUACAUUUGCAUCUCUACUGACUUUGUCACCAGUUUUCAUCUACGUAACUAUACAGAUCUUCUUCAGUGUACCUGAGUUAAGUCCUACCAAAGCAUCAGGCAUUCGGUUUUUUCUCGCAGGGGUUCUAUCCUUGGGCUUAAACUCGUCAAUAAAUCCAUUAAUUUACUCCAUAACGAAUUCAGAGUUCCGAAAAGGCCUUGCACGGAUAUGCUGCAGGCGUCACCGACGC
Messenger RNA from Pocillopora meandrina, 828 nucleotides. The record is from the annotation of a GenBank genome assembly. Lineage: Eukaryota; Metazoa; Cnidaria; Anthozoa; Scleractinia; Pocilloporidae.